Molecule: messenger RNA, 1002 nt
Organism: Alternaria arborescens
Lineage: Eukaryota; Fungi; Ascomycota; Dothideomycetes; Pleosporales; Pleosporaceae
Exons: 2
Coding region: 1-1002 (333 amino acids)
Source: RefSeq, a predicted model, not a curated record
AUGUCUUAUUAUCCUCCGCCUCCACCAUCUCAGACAUGCCCUUCAUCAGUCUGCCCACCUCCACGGCCUGAGUCACCUCGGAAUGAAUCUCCAGAAUCAGCUCGGCAGACGAGGGUUGACUUCCCAGAUGUCAGGAGAGUAUCGCGCGAAGAGCCAGGAGAAGUAUGGAUGGAUGAGAACGACGAAGAGCACGCAUAUGCUCGUCCAGUGAGAGCAGCAGAUAUCCCGACGAAAGCAGACAAUGAUUGUUUUGAACGCCUUCAAUUUCCAUACAAGGACGAUCUCAUUUACGAAGAGAAAAAUGCCUUGAUAGUCAACCUCGCCACGAUGCAUAGAAUCAACCUGGAAAACCUCCGUCACGAACUCGUUGGAUUGGCGUUCAAGACAAAAUAUCCGGCACCUCUACACGACGACUACAGUUUUGACAGCGGAAGUUGCACAAAGACGAUUCAUGAGUAUGUCGAAGCGCUUCGCGAUUGGGACUACAUCGCCGAAUGCGCAAGAAGAGGUGAACGCUUGGAUCCAUUCCUGGUUUCCACCAAGUUGACGCUCUCUCGUCUUACCAUUGAAGAUCAAAAGUCGAAACACAAGUCGUACAUGGUGCGAAACGACGUCGAACAGAAAUAUCGUGAAUCCUUCGAAAAAGAUAUGGAAAAAAUAUGCAGCCAUUCCCCCAUCAUAGACGCGGACGAUGUUGACAAGUUUGGUGGCUCACGAAGAGCUAAGAACAAGAAAGAAGAGUACACAGCCUACCUAGAACGCACUUUUAUGGCGGUCAUGGGUGGUACAUUCCUCGUCGGUCCGAUGUUGGUAAUGGUGUUACACAAUACCAGAACUACGUCUCUCGUCACUACGUCAAUCUGUGUGUUUCUUUUUGGGUUGGUCGUUUCAUACUUUCUCGAGAAACAGAUGGAUGUUCUGUCGGCCACAGCAGCUUAUGCGGCCGUUCUGGUAGUCUUUGUUGGUACAAACACUAGCGGCGGGGAAAUAGUAGCGGCUUAG